UCUCCUCCACUUUCCUUUCCUCGUGGUCCGGUCUCGAAGGCCUCUUCCUUCCUUCUUGCACUCGCAGCUAGUCUGUCUCUGUUGUUCUUCCUGCAGCGACUCCACAGCUAGUUCUGUGUCAUCGGCCGUUCAGCACUAUCAAACUCGUUCACUUUUGAUCAGCUCAGUGUUGAACACUCCUCGUUGUUGACUUCCCCAAGAUGGUCUACUUUGCCUCCAAGUUCAUCGUCGUCGCCUUGGCUGGCUUCGCCGCCGCCGCCCCGCUCCGCCUCACCCGCCGCGCGUUCCAAGAACAGGAUUACGCUGACUUCCAGAUCUCCGACGGCACCGCUGGUAAUGCGCAGGCCGAGGCUAAUGCUGUCUUUGUCGACCCCUUCGAUGGUGUCGAUCUGGCCACCGUUGACGACGCCACGCUCAAGGCCGUCCAAACCAUGCGCGAGGCCGCCGAGUCCGCGGAGACGGACCAGUUCAAUCCUCAGAUCGACGCCGCAUCUGGCGAUGAGGCUACCGCCCUCCAGAAUGGCAAGAUCAAGAACAAGGUCCUCAAGCUUACUGGAGAGAUCCAGGCGCUGAACAUUCAGCUCGCACAGGCCCAGGCGUCAGGCGAUGACACGUCCUCUAUCCAGAGCAAGAUCUCCGAGGAGCAGACUAAGCUUAACAACAACAUUUCGCUCGACCAGAAGGCGUCCGGCCAGCCCUCCAAGGGUGUCACCGGCGGCUCCGCUGCGUCCUCAUCGGAUUCGUCUGCCGCCGCAUCUGCGUCCGAUUCGGCUUCAGCUGCAGCCUCCACAACGUCUGCGGCCUCGGCGACUAAGACCAAGGCCGCCAAUACCAAGUCGGCUAAGGCAUCGAAGGCCACCUCGUCUGCUGCCGUCGCCACCCCCUCCGCUCCUGUUGACGCUGCCACUGGCACCGACGGCUCGUCGAUCAGCUUCCCCGUUCAGGACUACGCCGCCUUCCAGAUCUCCGAUGGCACCGCCGGCAGCGCCCAAGAGCACGCAAACGCUGUCUUUGUCGACCCCUUUGCCGGCGUUGACCUCGCCACGGUCGACGACUCCAUCGUAGAGAACAUCAACACGAUGCGCGAGGCGGCCGAGUCGGCCGAGACCGACCAGUUUAACCCCGCGAUCGACGCGGCGUCCGGCGCGGAUGCGGACGCGCUCCAGAACGGCAAGAUCGCGAAUAAGGUGCUCAAGCUCACGGGCGAGGUCCAGGCGCUGAACAUCAAGAUCGCGAAGGCCCAGGCUGCGGGCUCGGACACGUCUGACCUUGAGAGCUCCCUGGCUGAUGAGCAGAAGAAGCUUACCACCAACAUCGCCACCGACCAGAAGCACGCUGGUGAGGCCCAGAAGGGCGUCGCGUAAGCUGUGUUGUGGACUUUGCGGUGUCAUUGGCGGUGGAUCCCUAGCUAUAGCUGUGAUUUUCUUUGAUCAUUCGCUCUCGCUGCACAGAACAACUAGUUGUACCGUUAGCUCACUCGUUUUUGCAAAUUCUAUCGGAUACGGAG
Molecule: messenger RNA, 1507 nt
Organism: Dichomitus squalens LYAD-421 SS1
Lineage: Eukaryota; Fungi; Basidiomycota; Agaricomycetes; Polyporales; Polyporaceae
Exons: 5
Coding region: 201-1364 (387 amino acids)
Source: RefSeq, a predicted model, not a curated record